AUGGAGAAUUGUGUUCGCACUACCUGUAAUGGAGCACCAAAUCAGCAGCAGCUUUUACCUGUGGAACUUUGGGACCAUGUUGAAAAUUGUUUGUUCUUUUCUCAGGCAGUGCAGCUCUUGCUGUGUGAUCUCUUGCUCAUUACCAGAACCAGUAUGUGGCAGCAACAGAUCAACAUGAGUCAGCCUGUGAACUCCAUGCACCAGGCAUCCCCACUGGAGCUGAGAGGCUUUCAACAGGACCUUAGCAGCCUCAGGAAGCUGUCUCAAACAUUCAGACCAGCCUUCCGUAGAGUGUUUCUACAUGAAGCAACAGCCAGGUUAAUGGCAGGAGCCAGUCCAACCCGUACCCACCAGCUACUGGACCGCAGUCUUAGGAGGCGGGUCACAACCCCAGUACUCAAAGCUGGUGAGUCUGACACCCACCCAGGUCGACGGGAACAAGCUGAAGCUCUCCUGUUAGCAUGUCGCUACCUGCCCCCAAGUUUCCUGUCUGCUCCAGACCAGCGUGUGGGUAUGCUGGCAGAAGCAGCUCGCACUUUGGAAAAGAUUGGUGAUAAACGGACUCUCCAUGAUUGCCAGCAAAUGAUCAUGAAACUGGGUAGUGGCACUACAGUCACCACAAGUUGAAAUGUUUCUUUUGUUUUUGGUAUAAGAACAUACCCCACACCCACAAUCAUUGUGACUGUACAUAGUGUACACGUACCCCCCCCCAAAUGAAGCAGCACAGUUCUUUUAUUAAAAUAAUGACUUGGUCAAAUAAAAAUCGUAUUUUCAUAGUUUAAAACUGUACAUAUAAAAAUAUUUAUAAUUUUUUAAGAUAAGUUGGAAUGCAGCAAAUUCAUUUUUGUAGAAUUAAAAGCACUUGUUUCUCUAGAAGCUUAGCUUCCCUUAUAAUACUGCACCAAUGAUAAAGCCAAUCUGGGCUUUUUUGUGCAAUAUACUUUUAUAUGAUUAAAAUAACACAAAUGGAAGUAUCAUGAUAAAAUAUAACUUUUUUUACUCUGAAGUAUUUGCAUGAAUUUUCAAUUAAUUUUUUUCAAAUCUUCAAUUAUUUUUCGGUGUUCUGGAUUUUGGAGAGGUUGGGUACAUGCAAGCACAAUGCUCACUUUAGUUCCGAUCAGUUACCUGCACCUGUGUUUGAAUGCGCACAUGGAUUUGAACAGAGGACUUGGGGAAUGCCAAACUGAUGAAACUGCAGCGCUCUGGAUGAGGCAUUAAAUUGAGGUCCUGUUCAGAGUUAUGAAGGAGAGGACAUUAAACUCCUGUGUGCAACAUUGUGGACAACAUGUGGUGGUUUCCUGAAUUGGGUUGUACUCGUGUGUGAGAGAAUAUGUAGAAUUUGAAGGAGAGUGACAUGGUGGCUCAGUGGUUAGCACUGCUGCCUCUCAGCACUAGGAACCUGGGUUCAAUUCCACCCUCUGGGUUUCUUUGAGGUCCUCUGAUUUCUUCCCAGAAUCCAGAGAUGUGCAUGUUACGUGGAUUGGCCAUGCUAAAUUGCCCACUGUGUCCGGGGAUGUGCAGGCUAGGUAGAUUAGUCAUGGGAAAUGCAGGGAUAUGGUAAGGAUGUGGGUCUGGGUGGGAUGCUAUUCAGAUGGUGGGUGUGGACUCGAUCAGUUGAAUGGCCUACGUCCACACUGUAAGCAUUCUACAAUUUUAUGAAGCUUGUGGGCCAGUACAAAGUUUUGUUUACCUUUUUCUCAUUAAUUAAAAUCACAGUUGUAACAGUUACAUCAUUAACAUGGUCUAGAGGAAAGACUCUUGUGCAAUUGGCCAAUGACCAAUCAUUUUAAAAACACCAUUUUAUUCAGUGUGGGUUUGAGAGUAUAUUACACACUACGAUUUACUCUCAAUUACUUGUCUAGCCGCCUUUUAUCUCAGUUUUCUAUAAUUACAUCCAUAUCUAUAUUAGCAAUUCUGUUCAAUGCUUUGAAAAGGUAGAUCGUAGUCAUUUAACAAGAAGCCAUUUGGGUCAUGGGUCCAUGUCAGCUCUACUUACUGCAGUCUAGUUAGCUACAGUUUCUGCUUUGGUCCCACAGCCCUACAGACUUAUUUCCUUCAUCUAAUUCCUUUUGAAAUCAUUGGUAAUUUCCUGUUCCACUGUCAUUGGUAGCAAGCCUCAAGUCAUAAUCAGUCACUAUGUUUAAAAACAAAAGUUCUUUCUCAUCUGCAUCGCUUGCCCAAGGCCUUAACACUCUGAUCAUACGAGAAUUAGGAAACAGCAAAUGGGUAGCUUUCUUUGUCUAGUUUAACCAUCUUUCAAUAAUUCCUCUCUCCCCUGAAACAGGCAUCACUUUUCUUCAUUGCACAAUAACCAAUCCCUACAACAGUCUUUACACUUCUCUUAAGCUCAUUUCUACAACCUCCUAACUUUUUUGUAUACAUCCUUUUAAGGAGCUGUGACAGGGGAGAGUUAGUGCUGGUCUAAGUGACUUCAAAAGUGACUAGCAGUAUAUGUUUAAAAGCACAGGAUUGAGUUGCUGUUUUUAUGUUUUAAUUUUUAGUCCGGAAACUUCUAUGCUAUUUGCACACUUCUGUUUGCGAUGGGGCAACGUUAGAAUCAAGAAAUGUGCUGCUGUUCACAAAAUGCUAAUAUUGUAGCACAGAAUUGGCUGUUUCUGGUUGAUGCUAAAUUAUUUUAUAGGGUAGUGUUUGCUUAUUGAUUUUUGGAACUCAUGUUAGACUUCUCUCCUCUCCCAGCAGUGCUGGAAUAUGGUUCCAUUGGUUUCAGAAGCAGUCCCUCAAAUGUCUACUUUUAAUUUUUGUGCCUGGCUAUAGAGUAAUGGCAGCCUUGUUGAUCCGAAAAUAAGCUCGUCGAAUUGUGUUCUCAACUGCAACCAAGACCCAUUUAUACUCAUUCUCAGGAGAUGGUCAAGGAAAUGGAAUGCAGAUAAAGAAAAAGGGGACAUAGGGAAGUCAUUCAAGCUUGUUCCAACAUUCAGUUGGAUCAUGACCCGUCUAUACAUUAACUUAUUUCAUAUUCAUUGAUACCUUUUCUUAACGAAAAUCUGUAAGUCUUAGUUGCAAAUACUUUAAUUGACAGCCACAACCUUUUUCGAGGAGGAAAUUUGAAAUUUCCUAGAAGUCUAAACAAUGUAUCAUGUAAUUUCGCCACAUUAAAUAUGGCAAGCCAAAAUGUACAAGUAAAAAAUAAUUACAAAGAUCUGCUCAAUUAUGCAAAUAA
Molecule: messenger RNA, 3181 nt
Organism: Chiloscyllium plagiosum (whitespotted bambooshark)
Lineage: Eukaryota; Metazoa; Chordata; Chondrichthyes; Orectolobiformes; Hemiscylliidae
Source: RefSeq, a predicted model, not a curated record